Messenger RNA from Zootoca vivipara (common lizard), 9660 nucleotides. It is a transcript of the gene SACK1E, whose product is annotated as scaffolding CK1 anchoring protein E. The record is from RefSeq and is a predicted model, not a curated record. NCBI's taxonomy places the organism in Eukaryota, Metazoa, Chordata, Lepidosauria, Squamata, Lacertidae. Gene Ontology annotation, biological process: signal transduction. Gene Ontology annotation, molecular function: protein kinase binding.
GCCAGACUCCUAACAGGUGCUUUGCAAAUAAUCAAUCCCUGGGCUUCCGGGAUCGGUGAGCUGCUUCUACUCUCUCCACCUGGCAACAAGCACAGGAAGGGCAGCUGCUGAAGACAACUCCAAAAGUCGGUCUGGACAGAGAGAGAGAGGGUUGGGCAUUCCAUGGCUACUCUCUGACCACAGUCCUGGGUACAGCAUCUCUCGCUCUCUCAUGAGGAAGAGCAGUAAACAGGGGACUUAAAAGAGGAUAUACACCCGGAACUCCUAAGCAAGCAGGAACUGUGACUCCCAUUCAUCCAAGGAGAUGCAUCUGCAGCUGUGAAAGGACAUCCUUCUUUAAACUGGUGCUUCCUCCUCACCUCCUUGGGAAAGCAAUUCCCACCCACUGCAUAACAGGAAAAUCAGCCUGCAGAAGAUAUGUUCAGUUGUGAACCUGUCACACAUUUGAAUGGCUGAGAUCUAAGAAGCUGAGCAGGUAAAAAGAGGACAUGUGCUCCUGUUCAUUGGAUGAAAAUCCCAGUGCUUAAUCUUGAAAGCUGAUUGGCUAAGAAGAAUCGGCAACCUUAAACUCUUCCUUGGGUAAAAGGAGGAAAGAUUUCAUAAUGCUAAUUCACCAGUCAGCAGGGAUGCACUGUACAUCCUCAUAGGGUAAGAACAGAAUAUUAUUUCACUGGUUGAUUGGCUGGAGAGUCUGGCUGGCAUGGGAUUUUAAUUUCUUCUUCGUUCAUUGGGUCUGCUUAAGGCACUUGUUCCAGGAACUGACGGACUGCCAUUGGCCAAGGACUGUGGGAAUUGCUACCUUUGGGGUGACCUGGACCCUAAAAGCUGAAACAUUAUUUGCUUUAGCCAAGUACUUCCCACUGCUCAUUCACUUAAGGAAAUACUGUAAUAAAGCCAGAGACAUUUCCCAGUUGUUUAUUCACAGAAAAUAGCAAACAUCCUAACUGAUAACUGGUGCAGAAUAUUCUCAUUGCCUAAGUGGAUAACUUCUGACUUCUGGCCCGUAACAGAAGAUGACACUUCUCACCAGAAAAAAACUAGACCUAGAAAAGUUGGAACUCUUUUGAUUAAUCAAUUUGAGAUGUCUCUACUCUCACACACAGCCAUUUUCUGCAAGUGUGGGGAAGUGUCUGCAAGUGGAAGGACGAGUAGUGGUUUUUCCAAAUGAAUUUCUGGGAAGAAGGUUUUGGCUUUGUGAAUGUGUAGGAGGUGUAUUUCCUUUUUGUAAAAAAAAACACAAUAAUUGUCUGAAGCUGCAAAAAAAAGAGGACAGACUGGCAGAAGACGUCAGAGAAAGAACUACUGUUCUCGAGAUGUGCCUUGAAAGAUUUCUUGGCGAGACAAGAUAAUAUUGUGCCGGUUGAUGCACUGUUCCACAAACUCAACAAGAGAACCUAGGAAAUUUAUGCUCUUGGAUGCUGUUUUUUAAACCCAAUAGGCUCAACCGCCAACCAGAGAGAGCCCAACUUGUAUUAUUCUCACUGUUCUAACCUUCUAGACUAGACCUACCUGCCCACCCAAGUGUCACACAGCUAGCAGGUUCCCUUUAGUCUUUGCCUACUAAGCAAGAGUUUCCUCCUGCCCCACAUUCUGCUAAUCUCAUCAUCCCACAUAAAGAUCGCAGAGUCCGGCUGCAUACAAGAGAAUUGAUAGCUCAACUAGAGAUUUGUUCCACGGGCUCUUAGUUUCGAAUUAAUUUCCCAUAAUUUCCACCAGUGGGAACGAAGACAAUUCACAAACUGAAGUGCGUGACAGCUUGAAUAGAUUUUUAUUUUUAUUUGUAAAGGUGGCACAACCUUGAAUUCUGAUUCAAGAGGAUGCUAGAGUAACAGGCAAACAGUUGAGUGGCCACCAGCUCUAGCACUGGUUAGUACAACUGGUAUAUGGGUACUUGUUUUGUAUUUUACGGCUGUUCUCCAUCCACCCCUGGACAUAUUUUUUGGGCAGUGAUUACCAGGAUAACUACUGUUACUCAUACAUUUGGAUGUAGAUCAUAUUGUGUUUAGGGUUAAAGGGGUUUUAGAAUAAAAUUAUACUCUUCAUGAGGCUGAGAUUAGGAAUCUAAGGGUGCUAACUCUAUUUUGACACGUACCAUGAAAACAGGUUGCCUAUAUGAUAGUUCCCAUGAAUGUAAAUAGAGAGCAGGUGAUAAGGAGUUACGGGUGUGGCAAACUGAGAUGCAGUGUCAACUUUAGGCUUAUCUGGACAAGGGGUGGAAGGAGGUUGUGAGUCCUGGGAUCCAGCAUUAGAAUAAUCCAGUGUGCCAUCAGGGUUUAGAAAGUGAAACUAAGGCGGUCAGGACACCUGAAAACAGUGAAACUACGGUUGAACUAGCCACUGGGGCUGUCCCAUGAACAAUGAUCAUUCUUAUCUCUAUGCCCUGAACAGCUCCAGAGGCUAAAAUCCACAAACACAAGUUCUGUUAAAGAGGCAAGAGAAGGGCACGCUGAUUCUUUUUCGACAUGGCAGAAGAAUUUUAAGUUAAGGAUGCAAGAUUAUAUGGCCGCAUACCCAGAGGGUUUGGAAAGGCCCGCUCUGGUUACAGGGUAGAAUUGUGGGUACUGUAUAGUUUAAUGCCCUUUCCCCAAGGCCAUGGCCGGUUCCCAGGUCCUCUGCUUGGAGAGCGAAGAGCCAUAUGCUAAAGUAACGGAAUCGAACCCUGAGUUUUAUUAUUGUGAGGGUCAGCGGGUAGCCCUCGAAGCGCUGCUCUCUAAAGGCGAAGAGGCCUUUAAGGAGUGUAUCUCCCAGGAAAAGCUGCGCCCCUUUCUGUCAGAUGGAGAGCUGCAAGAACUGAAGGCAGCUGCAGAAGACUCGCGGGCUCCCUCGCCAGGUGGAACUGGCAAUGGUGGCCACGGGGGCAAGGGAUCAAGCCUCAGCUACUGGCCUGGACGUUCGGACGAGCCUACUCCAGAGCUGGAGCUAGGGUGGCCGGAGAACAGCGUUUGGAAAGGGAUUACUCGUGUGGAGGUCUAUACCCACCCACCAGGAGAGGGAGCGCCACACAUCAAGGAGCUGGUGCGAAGAUACAUCCAGCAAGCCAACAAGGUGAUUGCCAUUGCCAUGGAUGUUUUCACGGACCCUGACAUCCUCUUAGAUCUGUAUGAUGCAGCACUCAGGCGCCGAGUCCCCGUCUACAUUAUUCUCAGCAGACAGCAUCUUGCCUCCUUCCUCACCAUGGCUGAGAAAACGUGCCUUAAUGUCCGUCACACAGAGAAUCUGAGAGUCCGAGUCAUCCGGGGUUGCACUUUUCAAAGCAGACAGCAGAAGCAGGUCACAGGGACCGUGAAGGAGAAAUUUGUCCUGGUUGACGGGGAAGUCGUGAUCACUGGCAGCUACAGCUUCACGUGGACAGACGCUCGCUUGAACCGCCAGCUGGUCACUCAGCUUACAGGAGAAGUGACAGGGGCAUUUGACCGGGAGUUCCGCAUCUUAUAUGCUGCCUCUGGUCCCCUGCCAGCCCUAGAAAUUUCACCUAGACUCCAGCCUGCUUCGAGCCUGGUUCCAUUACCAAGUACCAAUGGGCCAGAUAUCACUCCGUACGUCAGUGUCCUGGAUGGGGUGCAGCUGUCCAACCGCAUUGCAGAGCGACGCUCUGUGGCCCCUCAACCCGUGGCCAAGAGCCAUGCUGGAGAGUGGGAGUUAGUAUUAGCCUCCCCUGCUACGGCGGAAGACCCUGUGCUACCCACCCCACCCCCAGAGGUGUCUAUUCGAAACAGACUGGCAGCAUGGCGUGGCACAGACCUUUCAGGAGGGGGCUUGCACGGAUCCCCCGAUGGGCAGAAUGCUCUUAGCGAUAUAUUUAGGAGCGUACAGCGGACUCGGCUUUCAGCAGCCAAGACCACAGGGGCUCGCGCUAGUAAGUCCCUGUGGGACCUCAGCCAGCUCUCCGGAACCAGCACAACAGGAAGGGGAUGGAAUGGAAUAGACUCAGCAGAAGAAGCUAAGAAAUGGGGUUACCAGGACACACCAGCAAGAGAGCUGAUGAAACAGCGAGGGACUGGCUAUGCCCCAGAAGAACCAAGGAUGCCCGUUUACCUGGCACCUGGGCGUAUGACCCCUUCCUCUGGCUACUUGCCUCUAGGAAGACUACAAGGACAGCUGUAUCAUAAUCCUGCCAGCACAGGUCUAUCCCGGGCUUGGCCACACUCAGGACAACUCCAGUACAGUCAUCAGCUACGAUACUGAAACCUCUCUGAAAAUCUCAAGGCAGGGAAAAAAACACUGGGAGGAUAAACUGGAACAGACUGGAAUAUUUCCUAGAGGAACAACAGUUUAUAGAGAGAUUAUUCAUGCGACAGGACAGAAUAAUGAGGGAUGGCUAUAAGACCGUGGUUUCUAGCUUUUAAUAAAAUAUACUGGGAGACUUUUCUAUCUGAUGAACACCCACCCCAGUGAACUGCAGAAUGAGAUCCUGAACUGUGACAAGCAUGUUUUAGUGAGAUUUUAAGUUUCGUCUGCCAAUGAGGGAAGCCAAACACUUUCCCUUCAAUGCAACUACACUAGAGCAAGUUUGUGUAGGAUGAACUGGGAACAAGCAGGAGGUUUGUAAACUUAACACUGAUGAGCUGCUCAAGGGAUGCUGGGUGCAGCUACUGAGAUACUAAAUAAUAUAUAAAGGAUUAUACUAGCAGAAAACUGGAAUUACAUUUCCCCAGCCCUCAAAUCAAUGUUUGUAAAAAUAGAAGCCAUUCAUACGGAACGGUUCAUGCUGUGUUUUCUUUCUUUCUUAAAUUGAACCAUAGACACUAGGUUGUAUUACAAAAAAUCUCCCUCCACGAUCAAAAUACAGUAUUUCGGCACUGGAUCAAAGCAGCCUGCAGAAGAUGCUUUGACGUUUAAGAGAUUAGACCAGGCAUCCCCAAACUUCGGCCCUCCAGAUGUUUUGGACUACAAUUCCCAUCUUCCCUGAACACUGGUCCUGUUAGCUAGGGAUAAUGGGAGUUGUAGGCCAAAACAUCUGGAGGGCUGCAGUUUGGGGAUGCCUGGAUUAGACUAAUUGCACUGAACCCACUGGUUUAGUAAAGGGAAGAAUUUAGAAAGGAAGAGUGGCUGUUCCAAGGUUUAUACACACCCAGAGGUUUUGACCUAGGGCAGAUGAUAAACAGCAUGCAAAAGACAUCUUCUGUAAAGUAAAGUAAGGCAGGGAAAUCCUUCCCUCAUUGGAUCUAGAAAAAGGAAAUGGAAAUUAAAAGAGGGAACUGGAAAGAGAUUCAUACGUGCCUGAACCUAAGCUACAAAAAGGGAGGACAGGCACAACCCAGAUGAUUUAUUGAAGGCCGGUCCAUCUGUGACUAUUACCCCUUUGUUCAAAGGCUCCAGUGUUCCUGCCACUGCAGUGUCCUAAAGCAAGUGGGAAGAGAUGCCUGAGACUCAUUGACAAAGGAAAAAAUAACAUACUGUUGCAUCAUAGAACAAUUUAUCAGCAUGGAUUGAAGUGAAUUAUGGUUGCUAGGAUCCAGAUUCAAGAGAGCUCUCAUCUCUUCAGUUGUUGUGGAGAAGGGAAAAUUCCAGCAAGGUGCAGAUUCUCCAGUUGCUUCGUCUAUGCCGAUAGUGGAAUUGCAGCUUGAGGCAGCAAAAUAUUCGCUCUUGCGCCCCUUUUAAAAGCAGGCGAGUCCUUUGAGGGCCUAGAUCUUGUAUCCUGCAGGUAGAACCCCCAGCUUCAUAUUUGUCAGCCAAUAAGAAUCUCAGGAUUUGUUUAAACUGGACUUGCACCCAUCUCCCUACUAAUGGAGAACCUCCCACAUGAUGCUGUCCUAUAUCCUUCCCCCUUCAAAUGCAGAGUUUUUUGAUCCUGGCUGUUUUGGACUUUCCAAGGAACAACUAAAAACCCUUCCUGCUUGUCUCCCCUCUAAGACAACACUGGGAUGGGAAGGGUCUCAUCUGGAUGCCCCUCCCAUUAUUGGGGAGACAGGCAGGUACAAGUCCACAUUUUUUGCGGCAGUGUGGCCCAGGCCUAGGAUUUCAGAAGCCUUCUUUCAAAGAAAUGUCUGCAUUACAGGGAAAGCAGUUCUCCAGCACUUAAGAUGCAGGAUAUUUUAUCAUGCAACACGUCCACCCCAUCCCAUCACUGCACCAAUUCAAGUAUUUAGUGCAGUUCAGACUGUGGCUGCACAAAUCUAUUGGCUAGUACCAAUGAUUGCAUCACUAAUCAGAGACACUAUCUUCCCCCACCCUUUUGAUAAAGGCAAUAGCCCCGAGGGAAGAUGCCCACCGGCCGCAUACUAAGUGUUCCUUACAAAGUAGCGCAAAGGAUACACACAAAUUACACAGGCUUCCACAGUUCAAGUUGUCUUCCUUUCCCUUACUGUUAAAUAAACGCUUGGUGUGCUGCAGUGCUGGGAAUCCAUUUCCAAAGCUCCUUUAAGUAAUUUCCUCCAUUAGCUAUUAACACCAGGCAUAAAAGUGCUAGGUUAUUAACAUGCCACAAAAAUGGUGAGGGGGGGGGGGGUUACAAACAAAAAUAUGGAAGUUGCUCCCUCUAGAGGUUUGAUCCCUAAAGGCACCUCUUUUCAAGACCAACAACUCUCAAGUCUGACGAAUCAAGGUAGUAAUGCAGGGCACCCAAUGCAAUCACUUUUUUUGGGGGGGGAGAAGCUUGUUAUAAUUAAACCAGCACAGUUCAACAAAGUCUACCUGAUGCUGGAAUCCAAUUUCUUUCACGGCAUCAGGAUCCUUGCAAAGGCAAAGCAGAACUCGUUACAGUUCCUGCAGUGCCACACAGUUUCUGGCUUGCUGUGUUUGCAGGCUGAUAGGACAAACGAUAAGGGCCAGCUAUAAAAGGGAGGGGCAGAAGACAAAACACUUAAGAUAUCCAAGGGCCAUAAAGCAGAAAUCCAAAGAUAGGAAGCUACCUUCAGACUAGUGAUCCAUCUGCAUAGGAAGCUGCUUUUUAUACCCAUCUAGACCAGGAUUGUCUACCUGAGACCUUCUGCAUGUAAAAUGUGUGCUGUGAUGCUGUGUUGCAACCAUUCCUCUUUGAGGAUGCACUAUAUUCUUUAAACCAGAACAGCCAUUCUUCUAUAAAACACAAAAUGAAAUGGUAUAAUUUUCUGGACUACACCAGUUCAGACUGCAGGUGGGGGAGGACCAAAUUCCAACGCUCCCCUUGCAUUUUUUUUUAAAAAAGUCAUGUUUGUGUAUAUAUGUAUAUACACAAUUUCUCCCUCUGGUGCUAGCUUAACUACAUCGAGAAGAAUAACCAGAAUUCUGUCACCUCCUUCUGUGCAACUGUAACUCUCAAAACAUUGCCAGCUCAUCCGAGAGCCAUGCAGCAAACAAGGCCAACCUUGAGGUGGAAGUUCUAGAAGUCAACACCAAGUAGGGCUGGGAAUGUCCCGACUGAAACAUGGACAACAACUGCUAGUCAGUGCAGGUAAUGCUAAGCUGGAUGGUUUGGCUCUGUUUAAGGCAGCUUCCUUUGGAGGACAGUGAAGCCUUGCCCCCUGACAACUAUGCACACACUAAAUGUUUAAAGCACACAUUCUUUCCCUCGAAUAAUUCUGUGCACUCUAGUUUGCCCCUCUGAGUUACAAUUCCCAGCAACCCUUAGAGAACUACCGUGCCCAGAAUUAUUUGAGGGAAAGAAUGUGCUUUGAAAUGCACUUUAAAUGUAUAUAGCAUGUACACAGCCAGUAUCUUUGGAGAUUUCACUAAGCAUCAAGCUCUUUUUUUUUGUUUAAAGUCAGCCUUUGCAACAAUAACACCCAGUGGAAUAAAAUGCAUUCCUGCCCACGUACAGUUAAGCCUCAGGGGUUUCCCCAAAAUGGGUGGUGCAAACCCACUGGGACUGAGAGUUACUGAAGACUAAAGCAACAUGGGAAAAGCAGAGUGGAGAAACCAGCAGAGAGAAGUGGCCUGGAGGUGUACAAAAGCUGAGCAGAAGGAUAUUGCCACCUCCAGACGGCAUCAACAGCAGCUUUUCUGGAACUAAGCAGAUCUUGGUCUCGGGAGUGCCUGGAUGGGAGACCAUUUUGAAACCCCACACAAACCACUUUGAGCUCCAUUCUGUACUAAAGGCCGGAUAUAAAAGCAAGACUUUUGAAAAGCAAGUGGAGUGAGGCAUGGUACAGAGUACUCUUAAUCUUGGGGACUGGGAGGGCUUUUAAAUAUUGGGGUUUGUUUAUUCCUGCUGUUCAAAAGGAGGGUUAAAAAACCAAACAAAAGAAGAAGGCAUCCUUAUACCAGGUCAGACUACAGGCCUUUUAUUGUCUACACUGCCUGCAGUGGCCUUUCCACAUCUCAGGCAGAGGCCUUUGCCAUCAGUUGCUAUCUGAUUCCUUUGUGCUAGAAAUAUUGGGGAACUGAUCACAGGACCCUCUUCGUUUAGAGCAUGUGCUCCACCCACUGCUUCUCACCCAGAUCCCUUUAAAUCAGUCAGACUAACAGGAAUCACCAACCUUUUAGGGCCAGUGGCCACAUGUGGAAUUAUGAGGAAGUGCUGUCACGGCGUGGUAUAACAUGAAAGGGAUGCCACAUCUAAAGGAGCAUUAAAUGAGCCCAGAUCACAAAAAGCAGUGGGCAUGCCUCACAAAAGAACGUGUAUCAGCCGCUGCCAUACAACUCACAGUGAAAAGCUCGCUGAAUCUCUCCUCUGCUCAGAAGGGAUGGGAAGGAGGGUGUCCAAUCCUGGCAUCCCGAAAAAUAUGGGCACAUUUAAGGGGAUGUGUUCGAAGUAAGAGAGCAACAAAGCCAUUGCAAACAGGAAAUGAGCAGGUACAGCAAUCAGUCUCUCAUGCAUUAUGGAUUUUUGAGGUGAUAUUUACUGAGACACUUUGUGAGAUGAUAUUUACUGAGACAUUUUGCAGGAACCGUAUGAUGCUAUGGCAGGCACCAUGGGGCGAGCAGGUGUUGCACUGACAACCUCUGAAUAAAAUUAGGCCUGUAGAUUAUUUGCAAGUUGCUUCUUGGAGAUCAGAUACAAACCUUCAAUGACCUAGAAAAGCAUAAAAUUAAGGCCAAAGGUUGCCAGGCUGUGGGUCCUGUAGCUCUCCUGAGAGAACACACGGUCAGGCUGGAGGAGAGAAACACUCACCUGGGUCCAACUGCACAAGGCACCGGAAAGUCCCUUUGCCUGAGGGUUUGAGCCUGAUCCCAGGUACCACCUGCAAGAACUUCAGGCUGUCACUGUAGCCUCGCUCCAAACAGAGUUUCCACAGCUUGACCUUGUGCUCCUUCCACACCAGGGCCUCCAGCUUAUCCAGACGCAAGCCUAAAGGAAACUGGCCCAGAGUGCUUCGGAGGAGAGGGGUCACAUCCGCACCACCUGAACGAUACAAAGAGGCCUCGAUUAUGAAAAGGCUUUUAAGUAGGACUGUGCAUGCACCCUCCUAUCCAGUGUUCCAGAUCUGUCCUGGGGCAGACUUGACCUGGAUCUGGGCCCAAGACUGGGACUCUAGCACAUUGUUUAAUUAUGGAUUUAAACCCUAUUUUAUAUGUGGUCCAAGGGCAGGGGAAGACAGACAGGCUGUCUGCAUUUGCUUCUUCUCCACCAUCCUACUCCUUGCCACCCGAUUACCACCCCUUUGGACAGCUCUAGAUCACUUUGGGUGGACCUGGGGAUGCCUCAAGCUGCUCCAGCCCAUCAGCCCAAUUUGGCUCAGGAUCUAGAAUUUGGACAGAGUGGCCCCACAGCCCUACUUUUUAGUGUUGUUUGGAAUGGAU